AUUACAACAACCGCACUUGCAGACGGCAACGCCAUUUUGAGCAUUUUCGAUAACAAUAUGAUGAAUACGGACCUAAAAAGUCGAAUAGUUAAUGCUAUCGUUGAAAUAUGUCGAAAGCAACAAUUCUACGUUGACGAAUUGAAAGUUGAAGGAACGCUUUGCGUUACUUCCGACAGAACCUCCGUCCUCAUUACUCAAAUAAGUGAAACAAUUGGAGAAAAAGGAGAAAAGAAUGAAGAAGAAGAUGAUAGAUUACCUCAGAAUUCGUCUUAUCAGGAGACGCCGGUAGUUAGGCCUGAUAAACAGGAAACAGCGAAUGAAGCGCCUUCUCAAGCAUCUCUCGUAAAUGUAGAGGAAGAAACUUUAACAAAAAACGACGAAGGUCGGUUUCAAUGCCCAAUGUGCCCAAAAUCUUACAGCUUCAAACAUACAUUAAAAGAUCAUAUUAAGGUAAAUACACACACUGGAAAAAGACCGCAUGCUUGCAAGUAUUGCGAUUUAACCUUCCUUCACUUGGCUUCCCUUUGCUCCCAUGUUCGUCGCGUACACGCCCGGGAGAUUCCUAUGGAUCAUGUUUGCUUUGUUUGUAAUAAAAAAUUUAACAACGAACAAUACCUGAAACAGCAUUUCUCUUGGUGCCAUAAGGACUAUAUAGACAAAGGGGUUCUUUGGUCUGGAGAAAGAGCGAAUAAGAAUUCGGAGAACAAUGAUACCUCAAUGAUUAAUGAAGCAGUUAAUAGCGUAAUCAAUACUCCUCUCCUAGUCAAUUCUCCUAUUUUGAACUUUUCAAGACUAGCUGCUUUCACACCAAAUGUAUUCCCAGGGCAGAAUGUCUUCCCAAAUAUGCUUAGCAUACCUUCAAAUGAUGUAAAAAAGGAAAUUGAUAAAGACAAUGACACAAAUGAAGAUGAAAAUUUAAGCAAAAGACAAAAGAUGAACUAA
Dimorphilus gyrociliatus is the source of this 942-nucleotide messenger RNA. The record is from the annotation of a GenBank genome assembly. NCBI's taxonomy places the organism in Eukaryota, Metazoa, Annelida, Polychaeta, Dinophilidae.